UACCCUGCUACCCUGCUACCCUGUUACCCUGCUACCUCGUGUAUCUGACAAUCCACCUGCGACUUGCAAUUCAUUCACUCAUUCAUUCAUUCGCUUUUCAAGCCCAAUACCUACCUACCUCUUUACCGUAUGGUACCUAACAUACAUAUCUCUGACCUGCAUACAUUACAGAACGUUAUCUAGAGCAGCUGAAGCCUUCUACUUAACUUCCUAUUCUCCUUCCCCUUCUUGGAGAGGGGAUCGUUCCUUUCGACUCCACGAACCUAUCGACCAAAAUAACAUACCAUCAGCCUAGGAAGCCCCUCACAAUUCAUCGAUUCUCCCUGUUCAGCUUACCCCACGUCGCAAUGAGUUGUGAGUUCUCUCUACCAUUCUCACUUGUCAUCUCAGCCCCCAAUGCCUAAUCCAUGUCUCCCCUCUUUGUUUCAGGGAAAAACAAUAGAGUUGUCUCGGCUAUGUCCUCGUCGAUUCGCUCGUUGCUAGUCUCAAUCCCUUCGUCGAAGCGUUGAGUGUAUAAUGCCAAAUAUAGCCACCACUCUUUACUAACUACAACACUCGUGUAGUUAACGCCAUGUUUAGCAGCCUUCGAGGCCAGCCGGAAAGUUACGAAAGAAAGGCGAAGUACAGAUUUGGUCGAACCCUUGGUGCGGGUACAUACGGUAUCGUGCGCGAAGCAGAUGGCCCCAAUGGCAAGGUCGCUAUUAAGAUCAUCCUCAAGAAAAAUGUCAAGGGGAACGAGCAAAUGGUUUGGGACGAGCUAGAUAUGCUCCAGCGUCUCAAACACCCUCACAUUGUUCGCUUCGUGGAUUGGUUUGAGUCAAGGGAUAAAUGGUAUAUUGUCACCGAGCUCGCCACUGGCGGUGAACUUUUCGAUCGCAUCUGCGAACAGGGCAAGUUCACAGAGAAGGACGCUUCACAGACCAUCAGACAGGUCCUCGACGCCGUCAGCUAUCUCCACGACAGGAACGUAGUACACCGAGAUCUUAAGCCCGAGAAUCUCCUCUACCUCAGCAAAGACUCCGAUUCCGACUUAGUCUUGGCAGAUUUCGGAAUUGCAAAGAUGCUUGAUACCAAGGAUGAGGUCCUAACUACAAUGGCGGGGUCUUUCGGUUACGCAGCACCCGAAGUCAUGUUGAAGAAAGGUCAUGGCAAGCCUGUGGAUAUGUGGUCGUUGGGUGUCAUCACUUACACUCUUCUCUGUGGUUACUCUCCCUUCCGCUCUGAAAACCUGCAGGAUUUGAUCGACGAAUGCAGUAGCGGGAAAGUAGUCUUCCAUGAGCGCUACUGGAGAGAUGUAAGUGACGAUGCGAAGGACUUCAUUAUGCGCCUCUUACAACCGGAUCCGGAAGACAGGUGGUCCAGCAAGCAAGCACUUAAGCACCCCUGGCUCAGCGGCGAAAAUGCCUCAGACCACAACUUACUUCCUGAGAUCAAGGCCUACAUGGCCAAGGCAAGACUCCGCCGUGGUAUCGAACUCGUCAAGUUGACAAACCGUAUCGAGGCGCUCAAGCUCCAAGAAGACGAUCCAGAGCACCCCGACUUUGCCGAUGAUUCAGCAGCUCCAGCCAGCCAAGGAUCAGACAAGCCCACGUCACCAAAGGAGGAGACCGGCAAGGGCAAGCUCACGCGCGCAAUGAAGGGCGCCAUCUUCCGCGAGGUGGUUCUGGCUAAAGUCCGCGAGAUGAAGGAGCAAGAGCAGACCCUGAAGGUCACGGAAGAAGUGGAAAAGGAAGCGAAGCGGAAGAGUUUCCAGGGUUGAGCAAAUAAACCAAAAUUGUGCUAGGCGCAUCUUAGCGAUAUAAUAGAUACCCCCUUCCAAGCAUGAAAGGGCAAUAGGAAUGGAAAGAUAUCAAGGACGGCAUGAUUAAAAUCGUUUGUCAUAGCUGAGACAUUACAAUGCAUAGCAGGCAGGGCUGACAAGACGGAAGAGGUGGUUGGCUAUUAGUUCGGGGAAGCAGAUAUAUUCGUGUUCUUUCUAUUCCUGUUUCCCCCUGAUAUCCGUUUCGCGUUCGGUUAAGACUUGUCGGGCCUGGUUUUUAUUAAAUACUACGUUCCUCUUCGUUUCGUCUAGUUCCUCUUGCGGUUGCUGAUGGUUUAUCGAUGCGCCACGGACGCGUGUUAAUUAUUUUAUUCGAUAUCAUAGGGGACACUACGUAGUGGGUAGGUCAGAAUAGGUAAUUGAAAGUUGGCGAGAUCAGUUUUGUACUGCCUUUGUUCACAGGUUUAGUUGAUUGAUUCUUUCUUUACUUCACGGCUAUAAGAACGCGGGGUUUGGCAGGAUUAUCUGAUAAUUAAGUCGGUAGGUAGGUACGUAUACGUGUAAUAACGUAGAUCAUUAAAUGUAUAUUUCU
Daldinia decipiens is the source of this 2351-nucleotide messenger RNA. Its product is annotated as calcium/calmodulin-dependent protein kinase 1. Gene Ontology annotation, molecular function: calcium/calmodulin-dependent protein kinase activity; ATP binding. The record is from RefSeq and is a predicted model, not a curated record. Lineage: Eukaryota; Fungi; Ascomycota; Sordariomycetes; Xylariales; Hypoxylaceae. Bases 572 to 1759 code for a protein of 395 amino acids. Gene Ontology annotation, biological process: cellular response to oxidative stress; protein phosphorylation. The transcript is spliced from 4 exons.